Molecule: messenger RNA, 1494 nt
Organism: Podospora pseudocomata
Lineage: Eukaryota; Fungi; Ascomycota; Sordariomycetes; Sordariales; Podosporaceae
Exons: 1
Coding region: 1-1494 (497 amino acids)
Biological process (GO): carbohydrate catabolic process; fungal-type cell wall biogenesis
Molecular function (GO): mannan endo-1,6-alpha-mannosidase activity
Source: RefSeq, a predicted model, not a curated record
AUGGCGACAACGCCAGCACUGAAAAGCCCGUCGCGAUGGUUGACGGCGCUGCUGGCCACCACAAGCUGCUUGCUUCCCGGCGCACGAGCUACCGUCUAUAAGCUGGGCACAAAAGGUACCGACCCGACUCAGCACAUGUCGAGAGAAUCCGAUGAAUUGAUGUUGAUCGUUUUGUUGUUUGCAGCCGAAAUCAAGGAGUCCGCCGCCACGCUCGCCUACGACCUCAUGCUCUACUACAAGGGCAACCAGUCGGGUGAAAUUCCCGGCAUUCUCCCCGGUCCCCCCACAGAACACAAGGGCGACUACUACUGGUGGGAAGGAGGAGCCAUGAUGGGCACUUACGUCGAUUAUUGGUUUCUAACAGGCGACGAGUCCUACAACAAGGUAGUCACCGAAGGCAUGAUUCACCAGGUCGGUCCCAACGAGGAUUACAUGCCGCCCAACCACACGGCCUCGCUGGGCAACGACGAUCAGGGUUUCUGGGGCAUGAGUGCCAUGUUGGCGGCCGAGAAUAAAUUCCCCAACCCGCCAGAGGACCAGCCCCAGUGGCUUGCCCUGGCCCAGGCUGUUUUCCACACCCAAGCCGCCCCCGAAAGACACGACAACACCUGCAACGGAGGUCUGAGAUGGCAGGUUCCCCCCAUGAACGCAGGUUACAACUACAAGAACACCAUUGCCAACGGCUGCUUCUUUGACUUGGGCGCCCGCUUGGCAGCCUACACCUUCAACCAGUCAUAUGCCGACUGGGCCGACAAGACGUUCCAGUGGCUGUGGGAUGUAGGGUAUAUUGACCACAAGGACUGGCGUGUGUAUGACGGUGGCCACGUCGAGCACAACUGCACCGACAUCAACAAAGCCCAGUUCAGCUACAACGCUGCCCUCUUGCUGCACGGGAGCGCCUUCAUGUACAACUACACCAACGGCAGUGAGAUUUGGAAGACGAGAGUCGACAAGCUGUGGGAGGGCAUGCAUCGCGAUUUCUUCGAGGACGACAUCGCCUACGAAAUUCCCUGCGAGGGCCGCAAGGGCGCCUGCACGGCAGACAUGUUGUCGUUCAAGGGCUACGUCCACCGCUGGCUGUCCGUGGUCACCAAGGUCGCCCCGCAUACCCGGGACAAGAUCCUCCCGGUCUUGAGGACGUCUACCGAAGCUGCUGUCAAGCAGUGCACAGGAGGUGACACGGGUCGGAGGUGCGGCUUCUACUGGAGGGAGGGUGUCUAUGUUGAUCCUGCCGUCGACAAGACGAGCGGCGCUGGCGAGCAGAUGAAUGUGUUGGCUGCUGUGUCCAGCUUGCUGAUUGACGACGCACCUCCUCCGGCCAACAACCUCACAGGUCUGAGCAAGCCCAACUACGACGCUGGUUCCAAGUCCAGAGGUCCGAGUGAGCCGCUCGCCCCCAUCACCAACGGCGACAGGGCGGGCGCAGCCAUCUUGACCAUCCUCAUUCUCGGAAGUGCCGUUGGUUCCUGGGCCUGGAUGAGCUUUGGGGAUUAA